Molecule: messenger RNA, 477 nt
Organism: Meloidogyne enterolobii
Lineage: Eukaryota; Metazoa; Nematoda; Chromadorea; Rhabditida; Meloidogynidae
Source: the annotation of a GenBank genome assembly
AUGAGUUCUUCUUUGGCUAAUAGUCCACAAGUUGCCCACCCCCUCGAUCGCUUUGUUGAAUGGUAUUUCUGUCAACGUUAUAGACGCUCCUCAAUGCUUUGCUCAACUGUAGAACAAAUUCUGCUUUGUUCUCAACAAAGGGGGCAACAAUCAAAAAUGGCAACCGUUGAUGAUUUAUGUCAGGUCAAUAAAGUUCAGAUGGUUUUACUUUUUGAAUGGAUUGAACAGUUAGAUGAAUUUGAGACUUUGGCACAUUCACUUGACAAGAUUCGUUUAUUAAGAACUUUUGCUCCAAAAUAUCUUUUAUUAGAUAUUUUAAUUUAUACAUUAGAGCAAGGAUUUACUGAUUAUAUUUUAUUACCUAAUGGAAGUUAUAUACAUCGACAAAGUUUAUAUUGUGGAAAUCAACAAUCUAAUUAUGUUAAUUAUGAAAAUGGAGGGGCGGAAAUGAGAAAACUGAAAGCUGCAGAAAUGUAA